AGUCGGCUUCCUGCCCCCCCGCCCGGAGCCGCCCUCUGCCUGCAACAGGAAACCCCCGCCAGCGGCGUCCCGGGGCCCUGCGUCGGAGGUGGGAGCCCAGCGCAAGGUCGAUCCAGGCUGGAAGUAAACAGGGAAAGCAGGAGUGUUGGUUGAGCAGCAUUCUAGGAGUCUCUGCUUCCCAUGACCCGAAACUAGGAACGGGAAAAAUCAAGAAGCCGUUUGAAGUGACAGAGCCUGAAAUAUGGUACCUCUGAACUCCUGUGAGGUUGUCCUGUGCCAGGGCAGAAAAGCGACUGCCUACCUUACCUGAGUCUGAUGUGGAAACUGCUGCCCUUCGCAAGGCCCGUCUUUCUCUCCAGCUGCAGCCGUCCCCACCUCUCCCUGCCCGCCAGCCCUCGGCCAGCUUUUGCAUGCCAGACAUUUUUCCUGCCCAGGGAGCCGAGGGAGCAUCUUGAGCCUGUGAGAUCUAUGCAGAUCCUGAGCGGUGGGGCCGCUUGACUUGGUGGCUGCGGUUGCCCCCACGGGGGCAGAAUGGAGCUGGAAGAGGCGUACAAUGGAAGCCCAGCACCCAGUGCCCGAGGUGGGUCAGCCAUGGCAAUCAUCGGAGCAGAAGAUGAAGACUUUGAGAAUGAUAUUGAGCCUAACCCAGAUGCUCAAAGCUGCUUGUUCCAGAACCUGAAGCUCCUGACCACCCAUCCUGCCUACCUGAUGGUGUUCGUCCAGCAUGUGGUGCUGCAAUUUGACUCCAGCCCCUUGCUCUGUUACCUACACGUGGACCUCAUUCUGUCUCACCUUGGACCCAAGGAGGCGAAGAAGCAGUUUGUGGAGUUCUGCCACACGUUUCUGGACAAAGCUGGACACCUGAGGGUCCCUGUUCCAUCACAUGUACAAUUCGAACUGGACCGAACUCGACCUGAACUGCUUUCUGACGACCUGCAGCGGAAGUACUUGCAAGAAAUCCAAGCUUUUCAGGAAACAGAGAUUGCUCGCCAGCUCGAGGACUUCAGGGAGAAAAGAAAGAUGGGGAUGACACUCGGGGAGACAGAGCUUUUGGAGCUGGAAGGCUAUCGGACCAAAGAUGGAAGCAUCCGUGAUUCCAAGGAGAAGCAGUUGGCAGAGCUCCUGCUGGGCAAGCUGGAGGAGAUGCACCCCACAAUUUCUGUCGACGAGGAGAAAAGCUCUGCCAUUUUCACUGCCAUUGCGACAUAUAUGAAGCACCUGGGGGUUAAGACCAAAUCGACAGAUAACAAAAAGUCCAAAGCCAUCUUCUUCCGCAAGAAGAUUCCAGGAACCAAGAAGCCCGAGGAAGCUCCCAAGCCAAGAAAGAGCUUCAAUAUUUUGGACCCAGCGCGCUGGAACCGUGGAGAAUCCAACUAUUCUGAUUACAGACAGUCCAAACCCGAGGGUGAAGCAAGUGAGAAGACGCCCUUCUCAGACAGGAAAGGAGCCAAAACAACGGAGGGCAGCUCGGGACGGGGCAAGCCCCCUCCUCAAGCAUCUGAUGCCCCUGGAGUGGCUGUUAAUAUCCACCCUCCGCCCGGGGAGGGCAAUGAUGGAGAGCAGGGUGGAGACAGCCAUCCCCCUGCAGAUUCAGGGGACUUCGCCGUCACUGAGCAGCCGCAGGCAGGGGAGCAGGUCCCAGUAGAUGAAGGGGCAGAAAAUGAAAGAAGGCGAAAAAGGCUGACAGGGAAGCUGGGCCGCUCGGAGAGCCUGCGGGUUUACGAGCGGAAGCGGUCUCAGCGUGGCUCAGCCAAGGGCAAGCAGCUACGCUCCCGCAGCGAUGUGGACAUCGAGGCUGCUGCCCGUGCCGGUGAGCUGGAGGAGACGCCGUCCUUAGCGCAGGCUCGGCAGAAGCAGGGGAGCCGCAAUUUGGAACCAGGAGGGGCAGGGGGAGGGGAGCCCCCGCCGUCCUUUCUGCUUCCCCAGUCUGAGGAGACUGAGCCGCGCAUUCCGGAACUGGAGCUCGAACCGCCAAACUGGCGAGAGCUCGUCCCCCCCGACACCCUCCUCAGGCUGAAGAAAAGUGAAGUGAAGCGGCAAGAAGUCAUCAACGAGCUGUUCAUCACGGAACAUGCCCAUCUGCGAAUGCUCCGCGUGCUGCAGGAGGUUUUCUACGAACCGUUGCAGACCGAGGGGUUCCUUUCAGAAAGGGACGUGGCAAACAUCUUCCCCAGCUUGGAGGACUUGAUCGACGAACACAAAGCGUUUCUGGAGAACUUGAAGAAGCUCCGAGAGGAAAGCAAUUCUGUCGUUUCUGAAAUUGGAAGCACUUUGUUGGCGAGGUUUGCUGGCAGCGAAGGGGCCUGGUUCCAGAAGAUCUCAGCCCGUUUCUGCAGCCGCCAGUCGUUCGCCUUGGAACAGCUGAAAGCCAAGCAGAAGAAAGAACCCCGUUUUAACCAGUUCAUCCAGGAGGCGGAAAGCCAGCCCCGGUGCCGGCGGCUGCAGCUGAAGGACAUCAUCCCCAUCGAGAUGCAGCGGCUCACCAAAUACCCGCUGCUUCUUCACAACAUCGCCAAAUGCACUGAGGAGGCCGAGGAGCGGCAGAAGGUGGAGCAGGCCGCCGAAUGUUGCCGGCAGAUCCUCAACCACGUGAACCAGGAGGUGCGGAACAUGGAGAACUUGCUGAGACUCAAAGAUUACCAGCGUCGCUUGGACCUCUCCAACUUGAAACAAAGUACAGACCCCCUGCUGAGUGAUUUCAAGAACACUGAUAUUACCAAGAAAAAUCUCGUGCACGAGGGACCCCUGACGUGGCGUGUUACGAAGGACAAAUCAGUAGAUGUUCAUGUCCUCUUGCUGGAUGACAUCCUGGUCCUUCUGCAGAAGCAAGAGGAACGCCUGGUCCUCAAAUGUCACAGCCGCACCAUCACCCCCACCCCUGAUGGGAAGCAGAUGCUCAGCCCCAUCAUCAGACUCAACUCAGCCAUGACCCGCGAAGUGGCCACAGAUACCAAGGCCUUCUACGUGAUCUUCAGCUGGGAGAGCGGAGCGCAGAUCUACGAAUUGGUGGCGCAGACGGUCCUGGAGAGGAAGAACUGGUGCAGCAUGAUCAGUGAAACGGCUGGCUCCCUGAAGGUGCCUGGCUCGACCAUCCUGAAACCGCGGCUCUCGGUGCCAAACCGAACCUCACCGCCUAGCCCCAGCUAUUACUCAGAGGGGCUGCCAGGUGGGACAGAAAAUGGCAGUUCCCUCAAGGAGACACUGCAUUCCGAGGAACGAGAGAAGGACGGGGUGCUGGAAGGGACAGAAUUCGAGGAACGGAGCCCCGUGGGCGAGCCGAAGCGGGGCAAGGUGACGGAGGAGUUACUGGAUGACAUACUGACCCUCUGUAAGCCGCGUCCCACUGGGCACGGAAGCCUGGCGUCGGCCGCCCAGGAAAGCAUCACAGCGCUGAAAAGGCUGCUUCAGGGAUCGGAGGAAGGGGACGUCGUCUUCUCGGCAGAGCCUGCAGGCCGUCCGCCAGAGAACGGGAGCCCCCGAGAAGGGGAGGAGGAAGAGGAGUGGGCCGUGGGGCGUGGGGCUCCGGCAGGCAGCAGGCGGCAUCAUGCAGGAAGUACUCCCAAUGGUCCCCAAGAAUCAGAGUGGCCCUCGGAGCACGUGGCUAAGGCAGGGCCCCGAUCCGCCAUGGCUCUGUCCCACCAGCAAUCUGAUGGGGUGAAACAUCACUUGCAGUUUCUAGAAGAGACAGUUCAGAGUCUAAAGGAUAUCGAAACGGAUUACUGGCGCCUGCAGCGGCUGAUAGGAAAACUCACAGCAUCUCAGCAGCCCAGUUUCACAUGAAGCUCGGCCAAGCGGGAAGGCCUGUCGUCAGCAAGGAUGGAAGAUCUCUUGUGCCAGCCACGCUCUCCUGCCUGAGGGUUCUUUCCCAACGUUCGCCACCAAGUGGGACCUACGCUGCUUCUUGUAUAGACGAUUUGUAGUGUGGAGAGAGAUUCUGGGGUUUAUAUACAUUCUGCAUAGACCGUGUUAUAGGGAGACAUAUUUAGAAGCCGAAGAGUUGCAUUUAGGUGGGGCAGCCUUCGCGAGGGGCGAGGGAAAGGCUGCUCCAUCCGUUUUAAGAGGUGCUCUGGGGUGUCUGAGCUUUUUCCUUUAGCAAUGCAAGUAGUUUGUACUGUUGGUCCCAAGGAGAGACAAGCUUUUAAAACUAGGCUCUGCCCAUCGCUUCAUGAUGGACAGACUGGGGGACCUGUGAGUGAACUUUUGAGCUUCGCAGAGCUGUAAGGCGUACAAACGACCCGGCUGAUGUCUGAGCAAUUUUUGUGUCGCUUGGUGGUCCCUUCUGCCAAAAGUGGCCGGCCCGGUUCCUCAGGGAAAGUUUGCAAGAGGGCUUGAUAGCAAUAUCUGUUUCCUCCCCCAAUUUGUUAACCUUUAGCUCCCCGUGGUAAAACGUGUCAGCGGGUGUUCCCCAUUGCAGUAGAUUUAUUCUCCCCAUAUGCAUUUGGUGCUUCCAAAAAACAAAGGAGAAGAGCCAUUGGAUGGAGCUGCUGUUGAAGCCACACCUUCCAUGGGGAAAAGCUCUUGUCCGCUCUAAAUUUCUGUCUUCCUGGCCCUGCUUUAGCCCCCUCCUCCACUUUUCCUCCUGGUGAUAUCCCACAUGGUUUCCCCCUUGAUGCCUCACGUAAUGAUGCCAAAGGGUCUCCCCAGCCAGACUCACUUCUCUGUGUUGGAGCCUUGUCCUAAACCUGUUCUGGCAUCCCCCCCGCCCACCCCCCCAGUGAUGAUCUGCCUAUGCCAGCUAAAUCAGCUGACCGGAACUUGAGAUGGCCCCCCUCCCCUGGUGCAACACACACACUUCCCGGAGCGCAGUGCUCUCCUCCCACAGCAGAGCGAGGCCUUGCAACUUUUCCUAACGUGGGUGGCCCCAGCCGUGCAGAGUGCCUUCUGCAGAAGAGAGAAAAGCCGCGUGUUUCAGGGCGGAGGAAAGGUGGCUGUCGGUCUGGAAAGACUGAUGUGGCUUUGCUUUCAGACUGCUCAGGGCAACCCUGGGGUUUUUUGGGUUCCUCAGUGAGAAAAAUCUGCAGAGGUGGACAGAUUGUCAUUUGGAAAGGUCCAUCGGCCCCUGCUGCUGAUGGAGCCACUGCUGCGUAUUGAGGGGGGAGGAUUUCCAGGUGAGGCCUAGCAGGCAUUGCCGGGACCCUUGCCAAUGCGCAGAGAUGCUCAUUAAGGCCCCCUUGGUCUUCGUGCGACUUUUCGCAGCUCUUCUGCUUGACAGAAGAUCCCAGCCCCCGUCCUCCCCCUAUUCCCUUAUCUCUGCAACAUCCGUUUGCUUAGUGAGUCCUGAAUAAUCCUGCCUGUCUUGGAGUCGGGCAUCUUGAUUCGUCCAAGACUUGCCAGCCCCCGGAACUGCCUUCCGCUCAGUUCCGGCCAGGAUCCCUUUCCCCUUCCCUUCGUGCUAGAAGCGUUCUUGGCAACUGAGUGCCACUCAUGCAGCAUAAAGGGGGACCAUCGGGCUCUGGGGCAGAAUGAUGGAAUAACUCAGCUCAGUGUAGUGCAUGAUUAUCUCGCUGCCGGUUUUGUGACACACCGUUCCACAAAAUGGACAGCAGGGGGCGCUCCGGCAGUGAGUAACCCAGCACCUUCAAGGUGCUGGGGGGAAUCCCUGCUGCGGUAUUUUGCGGGAAGGGCUUGGGGGAGUGCCUGCUCCCCUCCCCCCGACACACACACACCUCUUUGCUUGGACCUCCUCUGGAAUUGCGUUUGGCCCCUGUGGCCACCUGCUGCUGCCUUCUAUCUGUUGGCCAUUUUGCCCACUGCGGAGAAUGUUCCCCUGUAGAAUUCCAGCUUUGAAGGGAAGGGGCUGAACUUAGGAGUGGGGGGGGGGGUUGC
Varanus komodoensis (Komodo dragon) is the source of this 5826-nucleotide messenger RNA. RefSeq names its product Rho guanine nucleotide exchange factor 1 (gene ARHGEF1). Gene Ontology annotation, cellular component: cytoplasm. Gene Ontology annotation, biological process: intracellular signal transduction; G protein-coupled receptor signaling pathway. Lineage: Eukaryota; Metazoa; Chordata; Lepidosauria; Squamata; Varanidae. Bases 532 to 3780 code for a protein of 1082 amino acids. The record is from RefSeq and is a predicted model, not a curated record. The transcript has 35 exons. Gene Ontology annotation, molecular function: guanyl-nucleotide exchange factor activity; G protein-coupled receptor binding.